Elephantulus edwardii (Cape elephant shrew) is the source of this 5145-nucleotide messenger RNA. RefSeq names its product tankyrase 1 binding protein 1, 182kDa (gene CNOT12). Lineage: Eukaryota; Metazoa; Chordata; Mammalia; Macroscelidea; Macroscelididae. The transcript is spliced from 11 exons. The record is from RefSeq and is a predicted model, not a curated record. Gene Ontology annotation, biological process: double-strand break repair; cellular response to ionizing radiation. The coding region runs from base 1 to 5145 and encodes 1714 amino acids. Gene Ontology annotation, cellular component: heterochromatin; nucleus.
AUGGAAGUGGCGACUCUCAGGGAAGGCGCAGCCAUGGCUUCCCCACUGCCCCGGGAGAUGGAGGAGGAGCUGGUGCCCGCUGGCUCCGAGCCAGGUGACACUCGAGUCAAACCUCCCCUCAAACCUAAGCCCCAGGCCCUGUCCGCCAAGCCAGCCUUGCCGGCCAAGCCCAGCCUGCUGGUGCCAGUAGGGCCUCGGCCCCCUCGGGGCCCCCUGGCCGAGCUGCCUUCUGCUCGGAAGAUGAACAUGUUGGCGGGACCCCAGCCUUACGGUGGCAGCAAGCGUCCUCUCCCCUUUGCGCCACGGCCUGCUGCCGAGACCCCCGAUAGCGGAGAAGCUCCUCGAGAGGCUGAGAAGGAAGAGACUGGCAAAGAGGGGACACCCCCCUCGACGCCUCCAGCAAGAUGCGCUGCCCUAGGCGGCGUGCGCAAGGCCCCGGCCCCCUUCCGUCCAGCCUCGGAGCGCUUUGCGGCCACUACCGUGGAAGAGAUCCUGGCCAAGAUGGAACAGACCCGAAAGGAGGUCCCUGCCAGCCCCGACCGCCUCUGGGGCUCCCGCCUCUCCUUCAACCAUGAUGGCAGUUCACGUUACGGCCCCCGGACCUACGGUGUGACCACCAGUCCCAAGGAUGAAGGUGAUGGGACCCUCUCCAGGGAGUUGUCCCAGGACGGGCCAGUGAAAUCUCCAGCAGAAAGCCAGGAUGAGCACAGCAAGACGCCCAAGGAGAGGAGCCUCCCUGCCGACCUGGCCUUCAACGGGGACCUGCCUUUGCCGCCCAGCUCCGAGCCACCUGUUAAUGUGACCUCUCCUUGGUCACAGUCGCGUCUAGGCCCUGCCUCGGAGAACGGAGGCUCUGGCAGUCCUGGGCUCACAGCUGAGGGCUCUGUUCCCCGGUCUCCCCAUUUCCACUCACCUGAUAAGAGCCCCUCCUCUCAGCUGCCUGAAGCCCAGAGUCCUGCAGCUCCUGGGGCGUCUCCCUGCCCUCUGGUGACUCCGGCAUCCGCCAGUGCAGUGUUGCUGGACGAGGAGGGCUCCCGCCACCUCCCUGACCAGGGACUCCCUGCCGAGGGAGCCUUAGAGGCCCCUCAGCCCCUCACUCCUCCCCUGGAGGAGGUCUUGGGGCGCCACAGCCCAGACCAGCCCCCAGCCACCUCACCCCGACUACUGAUCGAGGGGGGUGAGUUCCCGGACCUCAUGCAGACGUUUCCCUCCCAGGGGGAGGUGGUGGCCGAGAGUCGUCCAGACCUCCGGCCCACCAGCCUGGUCCAGCGCCGGUUCUCUGAAGGCGUGCUCCGGCCUCCUGACCAGGAGAAGUUGGGGGGCUCGCUGGCUGCCCUGCCUCAGACCCAAGGCAGCCAGUCAGCCUUGGACCGGCCCUUUGGGAGUGGCACUGAGUCCAACUGGAGCCUGUCUCAGUCGUUUGAGUGGGCCUUUCCCACCAGGCCUGCGGGGCUGGGUCUGUGCCGACUGGACUCCCCGCCCCCCUCUCCCAUCACGGAAGCCAGCGAGGCUGCUGAGGCCGCUGCCGAGGCUGGUGACUCCGCUACAUCCCAUGAUGGGGACAGAGUGACUGAGCAGGGCCAGGGGGCACGGGCACCCCCAGAGGGGCUGGGCAGGCCAAGUGUUGAUCCAGCAAUUUCCCCAACCCAGGAGGAGGACAGGGUGAGCCCCCCUCAGCCUCCAGCUGUUACCCUGCAGCCCUUGCCCACAGAAGGGGGCCCACCUGAGCCGGCCACCCUGCUCCAGGCCGAGCAGAGGUAUGAGGAGCGGGAGCCCCUGCCUGGACAGGAAUCCCCCCUUCCCCCGACCCCCAGACAGGCAGCCCUGCCCAUCCUGGAGCCCAUUUUAGGCCAGCAGCAGCCAGCACCUCCCGGCCAGCCCUGUGUCCUCUUCGCUGACACCCCUCACCCCGAUCGGGUAUUGCUUUGUGAGGAGGCUGCGGUGACCCUGGCCAAGGCUGAGACCACGCAGCCCAUGAUAGAGACUCAGGAGCUCCACAGAGCCUCCCCGGAAUCAGUGGGCCCCGGAACCAGUUCCCGCUGGCUGGACGAUCUCCUGGCUUCGCCGCCACCCAGUGCUGGCAGUUCGAGGCGGGGUGCUGGAUCGGAACCAAAGGACGCACAGACCCCCGGCACUUGCUCUGAGGGGCUCCUGGGCUGGGCCCAAAAAGAUCUGCAGAGUGAAUUUGGGAUUGCAGCGAACCCACAGCCCAGCAGUUUCAGCUCUUCUGACUGGUCCCAAGACUCGUCCCAGGACUAUGGCCUUGGGGGCGUGAACCCAAGAGGAGACCAAAGCCUUGGAGAGAGCGACUGGACCAGCGAUUAUGGACAAGGAGCUGGGGAAGGGAGCCCCCGAGAGUGGGCCAGCAGGCGUGGCACCGGCCAGGAGGAACUGGAGGCUGGCAGUGGAGACAGGAGGGAGGCAUCUGCUGCAGGGGGCUUCACUGCCCAGGACCAGGUGAUCGGCACCCGGCAGAGCCCCGAGGCCACUGCCCAGGACUGGGAGUUCAGAAGGAGGGAUUCCCGGGGAACUUACUCCAGGCGGGAUGCAGAACUCCAGGACCAGGAGUUCGGGAAGAGAGAUUCAUUGAGCAGUCGCGGUGCGAGUCUUCAGGACUGGGAGUUUGGAAAGAGAGACUCCCUGGGCAUGUACACUAGCCGGGAGACAGAAGAGCAGGGUCAGGACUUGGGGAAAAAGGACCUGCUGGGCGGAUACAGCAGCCAGGACGCUGACAGGCACCCUGGGGAGUUUGAGAAGAGAGAUUCUGCACUCGGGGCCUUCAGUGGCCAGGAUGGGCCCUUCAGCAGCCAGGACACAGGGCAGCAGGGCCCGGGCUUCGGGCAGCACAACUGGCUCAGUAACUACAGCAGUGGCAGCAGCUCCACCGUCCUCGGUGCCCAGGACAAAGGCUUCAGUCCGAGAACCUUGAGCACCGGGUUCAGCCCCGAAGAAGCCCAGCAGCAGGAUGAGGAAUUUGAGAAGAAGGUUCUGAGCGGGGAAGACAGCCUUGGAGAGGCCAGCAGGCAUGCCAGCCAGCCAGAGGAGAGAGAGCCAGGGGCCCUGUUCAGCCCCAGCACCCUCCUGCCACAGGAUGGGGCACUGGGACAGAGAGAGCAGGGCAGUCGCGCCCCGCAGGAGGUCAGCGCGCUGCAGGGCAGACAGCAGGCCGGGUCCCAGAGCCCUGGCGAUGCAGAUCGAGAGGAGAGGGAGGUGGGGAAGCGAGGCUGGGCCACCGAGUUCAGCCUUGGGGUUGCCCCACAGCCAGAGGUGGCGCUCAGCCCAGGGCGGCCAGACUGGAGCGACGAUUUCUGUGUUGAGGGCAUCGAGACCAACCAUCAGUUUGGCAUCAUCGGUAAUGACAGAGCUGGCGGGACUGGCAUGAGCCCUUCUGGUAACAUGGGAGGUGGCCACUUUGUGCCUCCUGGGAAGACGACAGCCCGACCCGUGGACUGGACUGACCAGCUAGGCCUUCGGAACCUGGAAGUGUCCAGCUGUGUGGAUGCUGGGGGCUCGAGAGAGGCCAGGGAGGAUGCUGUGGGACAGCUGGGCUGGGCAGACAACCUGGGCUUCAGAGACAUGGACCUGGCCAGUCGCCUGGAGACUGGAGGGUCUGAGGAGUCCAGGGGGGUCAGGGUUGGGGAAGGGGACUGGACUUCCGAUGUCGGGGUGAGGAGCAGAGAUUUGACAGGGUUGGGGGAGGCAGGUCAGGUCAGGGAGAGUGGCGUGGGGCAGACUGACUGGUCAGGCGUGGAGGCCAGAGAGUUCCUUAAAUCAAGGGAACGUGGGGUGGGACAGGCUGACUGGACGCCUGACCUUGGGCUGAGAAACAUGGCCCCAGGGGCAGGCUGCAGUCCUGAGGAACCCCGAGAGCUUGGGGUGGGCCAGAUGGACUGGGGCAACAAUCUGGGCCUGAGGAGUUUGGAGGUGUCCUGUGACCUGGAGGCAGAAGGGUCCCCUGAACCACGAGGAUGUGGUGUGGGGCAGAUGGACUGGGCCCAGGACUUGGGGCUGCGGGACAUGGACCUCUCUGGGGACCUGGGCGAAGCCAGGGAGCAUGGGGUAGGUGAGGUUGGCCAGUGUCCAGAAGCAGACCUUAGGAACAAUGGGGGCUUAACCCCAGUCAUUGAGGCCCGAGACCCCACAGAGGCCAGGGAACUAGGAGUCGGUGAGACAAGUGGACCAGAGACUCCGGGUGAAGAUGACUCCUCGCCUUCCUCAGAGACCCGCCCUGAAGACCUCCAGAUGGAAGUGGGAGAUGUCUCCGGCGGCUUCGGAGCCAGCCCCCCUGCCCGCUCCCCGCCCUCCGGCUCACAGGACCUGCUGGAGGAGAUGCUGGCCAUGCACAGCUCCAGGACAGCUGUCCACAGGGAGUCUGUGGGCUUGGGCCUCGGCCGCCUGUCACAGGAGGGAGGGCCCAUAGCUGUCUCGGACCAAGUGGAGCCUGUAGAGCCUGGCAGGGGCACUCUGCCCUCCUGCAGGCCCCAGCCUGAUGGCGAAGCCAGUCGGACAGAAGAGGUGGAUGGUGGCUGGGGCCCCCCAGGAUCUGGGCGGGUUGAACAGGAGCCGGCCCGGACUCCUCGGCGGCCCCCCCAGCGCCCACCCUCCAACUCACUGAGUCAGGACUUCUCAUUCAUCGAGGACACCGAGGUCCUUGACAGUGCCAUGUAUCGGAGCCGUGCCAGCCUGGGGCGCAAGCGUGGGCACCGGGCCCCAGCCAUCCGGCCCGGCGGCACGCUGGGCCUGUCGGAAGCAGCGGACUCGGAUGCACGCCUGUUCCAGGACUCUACAGAACCGCGGGCUUCCCGGGUGCCAUCCUCCGAUGAGGAGGUGGUGGAAGAGCCACAGAGUCGCCGGACGCGGAUGUCCUUGGGCACCAAGGGCCUGAAAGUCAACCUCUUUCCUGCCCUCAGCCCAUCUGCCCUGAAGGCGAAGCUGCGACCCCGGAACCGCUCAGCUGAGGAGGGGGAGCCGGUGGAGAGCAAGUCCGUCCAGAAGGAGUCUGCAGUCCAGCGCUCCAAGUCCUGCAAGGUCCCCGGGCUGGGAAAGCCCCUCUCAUUACCUCCCAAGCCAGAGAAAUCCUCAGGGUCAGAAGGAUCAUCACCCAACUGGCUGCAAGCCCUGAAGCUGAAGAAGAAGAAGGUUUGA